Molecule: messenger RNA, 5615 nt
Organism: Maylandia zebra (zebra mbuna)
Lineage: Eukaryota; Metazoa; Chordata; Actinopteri; Cichliformes; Cichlidae
Gene: galnt12
Product: UDP-N-acetyl-alpha-D-galactosamine:polypeptide N-acetylgalactosaminyltransferase 12
Biological process (GO): protein O-linked glycosylation
Cellular component (GO): Golgi apparatus
Molecular function (GO): polypeptide N-acetylgalactosaminyltransferase activity
Source: RefSeq, a predicted model, not a curated record
UUCACGUAAAUGUCGUUAAUCCCGGUUCCUCGAUGGCACUUGAUGAACCGGUUGGACACAAACUAUAUUCAUAAAGACUUGACUGAGAACGAAAAAAAAAUCUUUUUAAUUAUAAUAUUUGAUUUUCUCAGUGAGUGAACUGAAAGAAACAGCAUACGAGGCUUUUGAUUUGACCUAGUUUUCCUUUCCUCCAGCAGUUAGGUGGCUCACUAAUCCGAAGAGAUACUUGUUAGCUAAUCUAAUCUGAGUUAGUUAAUCCUUUCCCUCUUCACUCCAGCAGCAGGCAGGGUAACGGAAUUGAGGAGGAGUGACCACCGUUCUCCGUUUGACUGAGAAGACUCACCCAGUUUGGGGACUCUGUACGUAGAUAGAGUUACACUUUGCCUGAACUAUGGAGGAGAAACUUGGAAGUAGUCAAACGGAAAGGUGACGCGGCUGUGGAGUCUAGCAAAACCAACUUGGACAGCAAAGGUUGAGCACAGUGCAGCUCAUCGGGGCAUGAGAGCCUCCAACUUUGCGCCUUGCAAAGAAACGAAACGAUGGCUGCAUACGGAAGGAGGAAACGGCCCAAGUUACUUAUUUUAAUAGUUGGUGCCAUUUUGCUGGGAUAUGUUACAUUUUUCAAACGCAAGUCGGGGGAAGUGAGCUUGACGAACCGACGGGAAGUCACAGGAGAGGAAGAGUAUGAGCUCCUUAAGAAGCCAGUCUACGAGAAGCCCCCCUUGGAUUUAAACGCUCUGGGAGAACUGGGCAGAGCCGUGAAACUGAAUCUGAACGAAGAGGAGAAAAGAAAAGAAGAGGAAAGUAUCAAAGCGCACCAGAUUAACACUUAUGUCAGUGAUAAAAUAUCACUGCACCGCAGGCUGCCAGAGAGAUGGAACCCACUCUGCAAAGAGCUGAAGUAUGACUACAGGUCCUUGCCCACGACCUCUGUGGUGAUUGCUUUCUACAACGAGGCCUGGUCCACCCUGCUGAGGACUGUUCACAGUGUGCUGGAGACGUCUCCUGACAUCCUGCUGAAAGAGGUGGUGCUGGUGGAUGACUACAGUGACAAAGCUCAUCUCAAGGAGCCACUGGACAAGUACGUCUCAGGUUUGAAUAAGGUGCGUCUGAUCCGGGCCACAAAGAGGGAGGGGCUGGUGCGGGCCCGGUUGCUCGGGGCAUCCAUCACCACAGGCGAGGUUCUGACCUUCCUGGAUUGUCAUUGCGAGUGUCACGACGGCUGGUUAGAGCCUGUGCUCCACAGGAUCAAAGAGGAGCCGGAGGCCGUGGUGUGCCCCGUCAUCGACGUGAUAGACUGGAACACCUUCCAGUAUUUAGGCCAUGCUGGGGAACCUCAAAUCGGAGGGUUUGAUUGGCGGUUGGUCUUUACCUGGCACACCAUCCCAGACUACGAACAGAAACGCCGACGUUCACCCGUAGAUGUCAUCAGGUCUCCUACUAUGGCAGGUGGUCUGUUUGCUGUGAGGAAGGACUUCUUCCAUUAUUUGGGAACAUAUGACACAGGAAUGGAGGUGUGGGGAGGAGAGAACCUGGAAUUCUCUUUCAGGAUUUGGCAGUGUGGGGGCAGCCUGGAGGUCCACCCGUGCUCCCACGUGGGUCACGUCUUCCCAAAAAAGGCACCUUACUCACGGAGCAAAGCGUUGGCAAACAGCGUGAGAGCAGCUGAGGUCUGGCUGGAUGAAUACAAGGAGAUCUACUAUCAUCGUAAUCCCCACGCACGCCUGGAGGCCUUUGGAGAUGUAACGGAGCGGAGGAUGCUUCGAGAGAAGUUGGGCUGCAAGAGCUUCAAGUGGUACUUGGAUAACAUUUAUCCCGAUAUCCACGUCCCACAUGAUCGGCCAGGCAUGUUUGGAAUGCUUAAGAACCGGGGCAAGACCAACUACUGUUUUGACUACAACCCUACAGAUGAGAAUGCAGUGGUGGGCCAAAGGGUCAUCCUCUAUCUGUGUCAUGGAAUGGGCCAGAACCAAUUCUUUGAAUACUCUGUGAAUGGUGAGAUCUCUUACAACACAAGGGAACCUGCUGGAUGCAUCGCGGGUGACAGCAUCAGUACCUACUUGACUGUCCAGCUGUGCAGAAAACGAGGGCAGCCUGUACCUUCAGACCAGAAAUUUGUCUUCAAAAAGGAUGGGAGUUUGUACCACGUCCACAGCCAGAAGUGUGUUGAGGCAAUAGACAAUACAGACAACGGGACACCAGCACCCUCACUCCAACCCUGCUCUGAUAGCCUCCACCAGAAGUGGUUCUUUGAAGAGAAAAUGUAAUACUCCAACCCUAGGAUAUGUUUUUCUUAACCUUAACGGACGUCAAAUGAGGUUGUGCUUCCUUUCAAACUUAAACCUCCUAUAAAUUCUUGCUCACUGGGUGAAAUCUAUCUGUAUUUACUUUCUACAGUACUUACUGGAUACUGCAUAUACACUUGUUGGGAAAACCAAGCCUAUAGGACUAUGCAUUAUUUUUCUCAUUAAAGAGAUGUUUGGAAACUAGUGCUGCUUUGCACAUGGGAAUAUUUUUGCGGGGCUGUUUUUCAUUUACCUACUCCACGCCUGUUGCAGUCUUUUAGUUUGCAUGCAAAGCUUUACCCAGAAAGAGGGAAAGGCACAAAGAAAGCUGUGCAUCCAUAUAGAAAGAAAACAGCGGCUUCAUAAAUCUGUCAGCAAACUCUGACCAUCUUACGAGCUAGCAUCUGGAAUUGCAGUGAUGUUCAGAGGCAUGUCAUGAGGCGUUAUUUUAUAUUCUUGUCUUAUCCUCUAGAGGGGGCUAAAUCUCCUUUCUGUACAUUCCCUUCUUGUAUUGGGCUCUCUUUCUGAGUAGGAAGUGGAACAAUUUUUCAGGUAUUUAGUUGAGAGCCUUUUCAGGACAUUUAAAGUGCUUGUCACUCCUUGCUACGUACCAGGGACUUAAUAAAAAAAAAAGGCAUUGUGCAAGUACCUAGUACCUCUUCAACGUAAUCACCAACUACUGAUAACAGGAGAAUCUCCAUAUGUAUUCUGUUCUUGUGUGCUUUGUAGGAAUAUGAAUCUGAGGUAAAAAUGGCUUAGACCGUUUUGCUAGCUUUUAAAAUAAUUUUUUUCCCCAGCAUAAUUCUGUUUUGUGCUCUUUAAUGAAAUGCAGCUUGAAAAGACUAAAUUAUAGCCAUAAUUUAAGGAUUCACUUCAUGUGGUGUGUCAAGUAUGUUUUUAAAUGAUUUAUUUUAGAGAUGAGUUUAAUUAUUGUGUAAUUUUGAGGCAAUUCGUAUGCACAGACGUGGAAGCGUUCUCCCUUACGAAUCGCUCUGUGGGGUUGCCCUGAUCUCGUUCUGUGUCCAUCUGUUAGGCUCAGAAAACUAUAGAUCCCUCUGAAGCGCCGCUGUGGUCACUAGUGUGGCUGCCCUGCAGGCUCUGCAGGGAGUCCAAGGGGAACACAGUGGAGGAGCAGACGGUUGUCGGUGUCUUCAGGCUGCUGGGAUGCCAGAUGGUUUCCUGAUUGAUUCUCUGGUCCUCUUCAAAUUCUUUAUCACCCCUUCUUUCUAUGUGUGUCAAAGGUGUUCAGUGGAGGGCUUAUCUUUUGGACUCGCGCCAGCCAAAUCCUCCUCAGAUGAAUACUUGUAUACUUGUGUGCUUUGGGUUUGAUUUAUGAACAUAAGACAUAAAGAGCAGAGUUUGUGACAGCAGAAGCAGAUAAUGGAGGAGAUUGAAUGAAGCAAUUUGCGACCUUUUUCUCACCAUUAACCUUCUCAGGCUGUUUGCCCAUCAGUCUGAAAGGAGUUCUGUUAUAAACUGAUGUUAGGGGACUUUUGUGCUGAAAUGGAUUUUUGUUAUUGAUUGAGAAUAUAUGCUCAUAAAAUGAAAGAGUAGGAAAAGAAAAAGACAUUUUAUACAGUGUCAUUGCUGUGACUUGAGCAGUCAAGAUCCCUUCUGUUGCCAAAUUGAAUGAAUAUAAGGCCUCAGUCACACAGGCAUAAAGACCUGUUGGUGACCAUCUGGCAACAACCGGUCACAAGGGAAAAAUGUGUAUUCCUCGACAGGUUGCAGAUGGUUGCUGGAGGAUGCUAGCAGUGGCUGUGAAAUUGAUUGCUAAAACUCCAUGGAAACAGGCCCAAGAGACCGGUCAGUGAGUGAAAACCUUGAGUUUGCUUCGGUUGCAGGCAGUUUGUCGCUAGUUGGUUGGUAAAUGUAAUCUUGGCUAGAAAUACUCACACACUAUUUGUCAAGUGGUUGUGAAACUGUGACCAGUGUGACGCAAACAAGACAUGGAGAACGUUUACCUUUAAAGCACCUUUCAAAAAAUGUUAGUUGCAGUGGUAAGGCACAACUUUUUCUUUGAAGGCAAAUGUUCUUUUUCUCUGGUUUGCAUCACAUUCUUUCAAGUUUCACAGUGUGUUCGCAGACAAGUCGGUGUAUUUUAUGAAAACUGACCAAAACAAUUGCAAGAAUGUUUUUGGUGCACCACCCUUUUUGAAAAUAAUCUGACCUAGCGACAGUCAGCAACUCCUAGAAACCUUUUGCCAACUAGUUGGGGAGUACACAUUUUGUCUUAGCAACCAGAGGUUGCCAGUGGUUCACUGACCGGCCCCUUAGGCCUGUGUGAUUCAGGCCUAAGAUGCUACAAGAGUCUGCAGCUCUGAACGUGCAUUGACAGUUUCAUUGCACUGUGCAGCUCUUAACUUGAACCAUCGCACAUUUAUUGCAUAUCAAGUCAGAAAAAAACAGUAGAUUUAAAAAAAAUAAUGGGUUUAAGUUUACAGUAGUCCAUAAAAGUUUUUUUAAGAGUAUGCAUAGUACAUUAUUGUGUGGACAGUGCUAAGUGAUACGUGAAGUGUACCAAAUGAUCAGUAGGAAACUUCACAAAAGGAGGAAAUUUGACUCAGGACUGUAUAUGUUGUAAGGCUAAAACGGUGAUAGUGGGUCGACCUGCUCUCCAUAGAAGAGCACUCUAUGCCUUUUGUAAGUUUGAAGCAUCUUGCAUGGAAUUCAUAGUCCACGGCAAUCUUAGGCUCUUCUUUGCCUAGCUUUCCACGGCUUUAGUGUCGAUCAUGCAUGAUCGGUGAAAUAGCCCGUUUGAUGCAUUGCUAAUGCUUUAUGUGUUAAACACUUAAGAAGUGGCAGCUCUUCAAUUUUCCAUCAGUUUACAUCUUUGGCCUAAGUGGAGGGUAAAUAUUCUCUCGGUAUUAAAAAGGGUUAUUUAUUGUCCCCUGUAGCCAUCUGUUAUUCCAACCAUGCCCUAUGUAGUAAAACAUUUUUACUGUGAUGUUAUAUUUUUGUAUGCUAAUUUGUUACGGUGCAAGCUGCAGCAAUAACAUUGAUAUUUUGAGAGUUUAGAGUUAUAUCUCUGCGGCAGGACAUAUAGAGUUUUAUAUCAACCAAAUGCAUGUCAUUAAUACAGAUUUUCCGGGGAUCUGUUGUAGCACUUGAACCUGUAAAGUGGAUGAUUGCAUUGUGACCAUGCAGCGCUAUUGUAUGAUAUCAUGCAAAAAAUACCGUCUUUUGGCCUUCCGUUUACUAAUGUGGUAAAUAUGCACUAAUAAUAAUGCAAGAAUUCAAAGACCAUGUCUGCUGUAAUAAUGCCGUCAGUAACUCCAGUGGCCUUAUAUUGUAAUUAAAUAAUUGACGAAUGUAAUGAAUGAAUUGUUU